CCUGCCCGUUUCACUUUGCAGUUGCAGUUUCCCUUUCCCAAAGCCUUUUGCCGAAAGACAAGGCGAAGAAACGGGGGUGCCCCCAUAUAUAGGUGUCUUCAGCCCUGGCUGCAGACAGAGGAGGAAGGUGGCUGGGGAGCAAGCACAGCAGCCCGCACAGCAGCCUCCCCGCAGCACAGCACAGCGGAGAAGGACGCGGCGACCAUGAGCGAGGCCACCGAGAACUCCUUGGAGAGCAGUCUACGGCGGCUAAAAUGCCACUUCACCUGGAACUUAGGGGGAGAAAAUUCCCUGGAUGAUUUUGAAGACAGAGUGUGUCACCAGACCGAGCUGCAGAACGGCGAGUUCAAAGCUACGGCGUACAACUUGCUGGCCUACAUAAAACACCACAGAGGCCUAGGCGAGGAGGCGCUGGAAUGCUUGCGGCAAGCCGAAGCGUUGAUCCAGCAGCAGCACCCUGACCAAGCAGAACUCCGAAGCCUGGUCACCUGGGGCAACUACGCCUGGGUCUACUAUCACAUGGGCAGACACUCGGAGGCUCAAGUCUACGUGGACAAGGUCCGAGAAACGUGCAAGAAGUUUUCCAGCCCCUACAGAAUGGAGGGUCCUGAGCUGGACUGCGAAGAAGGGUGGUCGCGGCUGAAGUGCGGAAGAAAGUACACGGAAAGGGCAAAGGCGUGUUUUGAGAAGUGUCUGGAAAAGUGCCCGAAGCACCCCGAGUACACCUCGGGACUGGCCAUUUGCAGCUACCGUCUGGAUGAGUGGUCAGGGCCUAAGAAUCCCAUCGAUGCGCUGAGGCAGGCCAUUCGGCUCAAUCCUGACAACCAGUAUAUUAAAGUCCUCCUGGCUCUGAAACUGCAGAAGAUGAACGAGGAAAGGGAAGCAGAGAGGUUAGUUGAAGAAGCUGUGGAGAAAGCCCCCUGUGCCAUAGAUGUGCUUCGCGGGGCAGCAAUGCUGUAUCGGAAAAAAAAUGACGUGGACAAAGCUAUCGAACUGCUUAAAAGGGCUGUCGAAUGCUCGCCAAACAACCCCUACCUGCAUUGCCAUCUUGGGGUGUGCUAUCGGGCAAAAGUCCACGAGUAUGAGAAGAGAGGCCUGAGAGGAGGGUAUGGGGAGAGAGAGGACUACCAGGAACUGAUCAGACACGCUGUGGGUCAUCUGAAGAGAGCUGAUGAGCUCAACGGAAACCUCGCCAAUGUCGGCUCCUUUCUUGCCUGCCUCCACCUCCAGGCGGGUCAGUACGAAGAAGCAGAAUAUUAUUUCCAGAGAGAAUUCAGCAAAGAGCUCACGGCUGUAGACCGGCAAGUGCUCCAUCUCCGAUAUGGCAACUUUCAGUGGUUUCAAAUGAAGUGUGAAAGCAAGGCCAUCCACCACUUUCUAGAGGGCGUGAAAAUAAACCAGGACCUAAAGGCGACGGGAAAGAUGGAAUACAAACUGCGAGGUAUUGCCAAAGCCAGGCUUUCCAGAAAUAGAGACGAUCCCGAGGCUCUGCGUAUCUUGGCGUGUCUUGAGGAGCUGAAUGAGAAAUGGCAGCCAGCAGAUGAAAACUCUGAGAGGGGUGUGAACUCCGGACGCCUCAGCCCUUCGGCAUCUUUCGUGGAGUAAUGAGGAAUCAGGAGGUGGUGCCCAUAGGGCUACUCCUGGCAGGGAAGCAAAACCCCUUCUCGCAGUUGGUAUCAAAAUAUUUAACUAUGAGUAUGGCGUAGGCAUGGACUAAGAGUGUGGCCACAGUCCUGGAUUGGGUCAGGACUGUGAGUUGCUUGAGUUGCUCAGGGAGUUUCAGGAGAGGGACUAAGU
Molecule: messenger RNA, 1797 nt
Organism: Myotis myotis
Lineage: Eukaryota; Metazoa; Chordata; Mammalia; Chiroptera; Vespertilionidae
Gene: IFIT2
Product: interferon induced protein with tetratricopeptide repeats 2
Exons: 2
Coding region: 205-1605 (466 amino acids)
Biological process (GO): defense response to virus
Cellular component (GO): cytosol
Molecular function (GO): protein binding
Source: RefSeq, a predicted model, not a curated record